AUGCCUCGGAGUCCCGGGGCUGGGUCCCGGCCCCCGCGCGAUAUGAGCCACACGCGGCCGAGCGCCCCCUCAGUAUCGUACCUUCUAGAAGGGCUGACGCUGCUGUUCUUGUGCUCAUCGGCCGUGUGGGGUGAGUUGGGGCCCGGACUCACCGUGCCGGUUAACCCUGAGACCAUGUGGGAGGGGUUGGGUGACUGCAGCCUUCCCCCAGAUAUACCUAAUGCCCAACCAUCUUUGGGAGGUGUUACAAGUUUUCCUGAAAAAAAGACCAUAACAUACAAGUGUAAUGAAGGCUUUGUUAAAGUUCCUGGCAAACCAGACUCUGUGGUCUGUCUAAGCAAUAAAUGGUCAGACGUUGCAGAAUUUUGUAAUCGUAGCUGUGAUGUUCCAACCAGGCUACUCUUUGCAUCCCUCAAAAAGGCAUACAGCAAACAGAAUUACUUCCCAGCUGGUUCCACCGUGGAAUACGAGUGUCGUUUGGGUUACAAAAGAGACCACUCUCUAUCUGGAAAACUAACUUGCCUUCAGGAUUUCAUAUGGUCCAAACCUGCUGAAUUUUGUAAAAAAAAAGCAUGUCCUCAACCUGAAGAGAUAAAAAAUGGUCAUGUCAAUAUAACAACAGACAUAUUAUUUGGCUCACCCAUAUUCUUCUCAUGUAACACAGGGUACACAUUAGUUGGUGCAACUUCUAGUUUCUGUUCUCUUGUGGGAAAAAAUAUUGGAUGGAGUGACCCACUGCCAAAGUGCAAAGAAAUAAUUUGUCCAGAACCACCAAAAAUUGACAAUGGAAAAAUCAAAGAGGAACAGCACAAUUAUGUAUAUGGACAAUCUCUAGAAUAUGAAUGCACUGAAGGCUUCAUGAUGGUGGGAAAGAACUCUAUUCAGUGUACUGUAAAAGGUGACCAAGGUGAAUGGAGUGGCCUGCCACCUAAAUGUGAAGAAAGCCCUCCAACUCCCAAGACCCCAUCAGCUUCUCAGAAACCUACUAUAGUCAAUGAUCCAGCUACAGAGCCCCCACCAACUGCUCAGAAACCUACCUCCUCAGCAAAUGUUCCAGCAAAUCUUCCAGCUACUGAACCCCCAUCAGAUCCUCAAAAACCCCCCUCAGAAAAUCUUCCAAUUUCCAAGCCCUCACUAACUGUACAGAAACCCACUUCAGCAAAUAUUCCAAGUACAGUGGUCCCACCAACUCCUCAGAAGCCCACUUCAGCAAAUCCUUCAGUCACAAAGGUCCCAGCAACAGUACAGAAACCCCACAUAUCAAAUGCUCUACCUACAGAGACCUCAUCAGCAGCCCAGAAUCCCAUCGUGGCAAAUGCUUCUGUUGCGCAGGCCAUACCGACAGCCCAAAGAUCCUCCACAACAAAAGCUUCAUUUACACAGAGUCUUUCAACCAAACAAAGAUCCACUGCUGUACAUGCCCCAGUGACUAAGAGACUCCAGACUACACACACCUCUACCCCUAUUACAGCCACUCGGGGUCUAGCUGUUCCCAGGGCAACCACACGUUUUCAAGCAACAAGCACAUCUAAAGGAAGAGGAACACUUCCUUCUUCAGGUGCUCUGAUCCUUGCAUCUGAUUAUAGACUUAAAAAGCUACCGCCUCCAUGCAUGAAUUACCUAAGGGACAAAAAGGCUGAAAGGCCACACAUGCAUGAUACUGACAGUUUUACUUAUGAUGCUAGUAGCCAUUGGCUAGCUAGUUUAACCAAAGAAGAGCUAAGAAGAAAGUGCACACAAGUGCACGGAACAUUUCUAGUUGAAUUAGAACUUUCUGGAGCAGUGGGCACCGCUUUUGAGAUUGUGUUCUUUGUUGUGCAUGACAUCAUUGUCUUUUAG
Messenger RNA from Chrysochloris asiatica (Cape golden mole), 1839 nucleotides. RefSeq names its product CD55 molecule, decay accelerating factor for complement (Cromer blood group) (gene CD55). Lineage: Eukaryota; Metazoa; Chordata; Mammalia; Afrosoricida; Chrysochloridae. The transcript is spliced from 11 exons. Bases 1 to 1839 code for a protein of 612 amino acids. The record is from RefSeq and is a predicted model, not a curated record.